AUGGUGCAUGUCUACAACUGCCAUCCCUUCACCUCACAGCAAAUUGUGCAGGCGGAGCAGGAACCUGGUCUGGUCUGCUGUGGAGGUGGAGUCCUGUUUGUGGUGGCAACUGGAGGAUGCAAGGUGGAAGCUUAUAGCCUGAAGGAGGGCUGUCCUCUCAUCUGCCGCUUUGCCACCAUGGGCACUGUGAGGAGCAUCCAGCACAGCAAAAUAGGAGACUAUCUGGUAACCAUCGAGGAAAAAAACAGCGCUACCUAUCUAAGAGCCUACACCAACUGGCGCUACCAGGCAGAGGAGAAGGCCCGUGUUGGGGUGCGUUUGUUGGGCCAUUUGUUGCGUGGGGCGUCUGUCUGGGGUGCGGUGCAGAUGGAGAUCAUUGAGAUCCCUCUUUCAGAGCGUCCCAUUGCCGUGGCCUGUUGCUCCAUAACAGGAGACCUUCUGGUGGCGUGCGAGAACACUCUGGUUCUCUUUACAUUGAGGAGACAGAACCAACAGAACCUGACUUCAAGUUCAAAUCCAAAUGUUUCUGUCCUGGAUUUUGAGCGCUCUGUCAUUUUGCAUAUUCCAAAAAUGACUCCAAAGCAGGUGGCACUGUGUGGAGGAUAUGUCGCGGUCCAGACAGAGCUGGAAGUUCUAGUGCUAAGACUGGAGGCCACAUCUGAGCUGACAGCUGAGGAAGAGCCAGUGGACACUAAGAGCGAGUAUUUCGAAGACCACAGCGACUUUCUGAUGGUACAGAGAAACCAGGAGCUGCUCGGUAACCGGGCGAAAGACUGUGACAUCACUGUGAGCAUUGAAAAGACCGGACUGGAGGACAGAAGACAGUUCAAGCUGUCCUACGCUCUUUUCAGGCGAUUUUCUCCAGAUUUUCUCCAAGGCUGCAGCGUGGAGGAGAUGCACCUCCACUCGUUGCAGCUUUACCCACUCUUUACCAGUAACCAGUCAGUGUGUGUGGAUGAGCCUGCGUGUGUGUUCUGCUUCUUCUCUCUCCCUACUGCCGGCUACCUAUACAGUCUGAAGGGUGGAGUGGAGCUGCUCUCAGCCUAUCAGUACCCAGAGAAGGUGGUGGAUGCGGUGCUAACAGAUCACCUGUUGCACGUCAUAACAAAGAGUGCGUUGCAGUGCUUUACAGUGCGUUGCUCAGCAGUAGCGGCCAGGAUCGAAGACCCUUACAUUGAUACCACCAUGAAGGCUUGUCCACCGUACAGCCUGGAGGUGUGUGCUCUCAGAAUGCAGUUAUUCAUUGGUCUACGGUCAGUGUGCGUCUACGGCCGCCAUGUCAUCCUGCUCUCUGCUGCUGACGCAGAAAUGCCCGAGGAAACUGAACACAGCACACAGCGCAGAGGCCUCGAGUUGAAAGAAAACAACAUACUGGCAGAUAUUUUCCUUGCGGUGGGAAUCAAUCCCGCAAACACACCAGCUCUGGAGAACUUCCUAUCACGUCCCUUCUUGAGCAGGAAGUGGACAAUCUCCUCGCCCAAAGAAACCAGUGCAGUGGGACACGGGUGGAACCUCUAUGUUGUGGAAACAGUCUCUCCCCUCACACUCUACCAAGAGAUGGUUGAGUACAGCCAGCGCUAUGCAGAGACCAACCCCGAGGCCCAAAGUCUUCGGCACCUUCUCAGCGAGGCUCACCUCCUCCUCCGAGCCUCCUUACUGCAAACAUCAGAGCAGCACAGCAGCGAGGCCAACUCUGCAGAGGCUCUGCAGACACAACCAAGUGGGACAACUGAUAAAAAGACGACUUCUCUGACAGAAAGACGAGAGCUGGAGGAGGCCCUCAGGCAGAACUGUGCCCAGCUGGGAGAUUGCUUCAGCAGGGGCAACACGAAGGAUUGCCACCUGGCUUUGCCCUACUACAGGAUGUCUGGUCUGUCAGUCACUGAGGUCAUGUUCAGAAAUCGCCCACUUCCUGGCAGCCCUCACACAUAUGGCCCCGGCUUCCUUUUUUACCUGAAACACCACCUGUUAGAAGAGACAGACCAGAGCCUCAGUCAGGAAGCUGCUGAUGAGGUCAUUGACAUUUUCAGCCAGUCAGAGGCAUCGCUGCUCGUCAGCGUCUGUGCCAGCCCCUGUAUGAUGAAUGUCGAUCCUGCCCGGACACUACAGAUUUUACAGCGUCUGGAGGAAUCAGCUGGCGUGUGUGUGCCACUAACAAUCACCAUGGCAACCAUGAUGCUGCGUCUGGGCGACCUGCAGCAGUACACAGAGCUGAUGGGGCGGCAUGCUGAGAUGCUGAUGGUAUAUGGGUUCAUUGAGGAGCCCAGACUUCUGCUGCAUGGUGGUAGAGGCGGCCAGCACAUGCAGGUCCAUCCCACAGCGGUUACUCGACAGCUGGCGACCUCCCAGCCUGGACUGUUAGUGGCUGCCAUGGUCGCUUUGCAUGAGAACAGCAAAGUCCAGCUGGAUCAGGCUGAUCACGUAUUCAAGGAGCUGGGCUGCGAGCACAGUUUAGAUGUGGAUUUCUGGGAGGCGAUGCUCAUGGCCUCGUCACAGGACGCUGUUAUUCAGGAGCUCCUGUUCCGCCUGGCAUCCGUUUACAUCGACCGGCUGACAAACUCUGUCAGCGAUGCAUCUCCAAAACACAAGUCACUGAAGAGCGCAGAUGAUCUUAUCAAUUCAUGCUCUCAUUACGGUGCUAUGUACCCUUGGCUCUCUGUUCUGAAUCCAGCUUACACUGGCAGCUUCCAACAGCAGGAGGCACUGCACAAGCUUCAGUCUCUGCUGUGCGGCCCGUCCCUUUCUCUCGGCUCCAUCAUGCCUCUGUUGGAGCGUCUGUCAGAGGAAACCUUGUGGGGCUUCAGCCUGCACCUCCUCUGUGCCACCAGAAGGGGGCAGUAUGAACACAGCAUUGAACAGUUGCUGGACAGAUGUCCUCAGGCCAUCAUAGCCUAUGCCAACCACCACUUACAAGAAAGCUUUAUGGUGCUCUGGUGGAAGAAGCUGCUACCUGAGCUUUGUAACCGGACAAGAGCAGCGUCAGACAACAGCAUCCUGCUGGGUGCUCUCAAAGAGACUUUGGUCGUGGUCGCCAUGGAGACAAGCCCGGCCGAGUUCUUAGAGCUCAUCCCUGACGAUGGCACGGCAUCAUACUUCCUGCCUCACUUGUUGACAUGUAGUCAAAGACACCUGCUGGCAUAA
Molecule: messenger RNA, 3141 nt
Organism: Menidia menidia (Atlantic silverside)
Lineage: Eukaryota; Metazoa; Chordata; Actinopteri; Atheriniformes; Atherinopsidae
Source: the annotation of a GenBank genome assembly